ACCGAUUCAAUCCUUCAACGAUUUUAACACACCGGGAAGGAGGGCCCCAGCCACCGCCCUGAUACUCGGCGCCAUGCGCAGGGACUCCUUCGCCGCUGUUUCUGCCACCGCCCGCAUGUGGCCGCCGCCGUCUCCAGGCUCAAGCGUGCACCAACGACCUAAUCCUUUUCUGUGCGCGACCCCUUAGAUUCUCAACAAAGAAACCCGACAAUGGCGCAGUGUGGCGCUGUCAUGCUCACUUUCAUCUGUGGAGCCCAGCUCUGCCACGGCUCUCCGGGCAGCUUCCGCGGCUCCAGCGGCGGCCCCGCCUCGGGCCGCACGGUCUCGGCGAAGGACGUGGAGUCGAGCUUGGGGGCCUCCUUGGAGGCAGUCCUGCAGGGCAGCAGCGGCGACGCGGCACGUCGGCUGUCUCGGAUCGAGUCCGCCAUGUGGCAAACGUUCCAGGCGCUGCCCAAGAACGAGAUGGGGCGCCUGGCGCCGCGAGCGGUGCGCCACAUCGUGCACAGCUACUUCGCGAAGGAGCACGGCUGGAUCAUCAACGGGCUGGAGCCCCACGGCAUGAGCGCGAACGUCUCCGAGGUGCACGAGGUGGACAUCCUGCAGGACAAGGCCCCGGCGUUCGUGGAGGCCCUGCUCGAGUCCCGCCGCGCUGGCCGGGGGCUGUCCCUCGGCGACGUGGUGGCCAUGGCGGCGGCCCUGGAGCGCCUCAUCUUCGACGAGUCCCUCUCCCUGCUGCAGGUGGCCUACGCGCUCAACGGGCAGUCCGCCGCGGAGCGGCUGGGGGCCAGGGAGCUGCACGAGGUGCUGUCGUCCUACCUGAUGAUCUUCGAGAUCGGCGUCCGGGUGAACGUCACAGACGUCCCGAGGCACCGCGCCAUGAAGGACGCCGUGGCCAGCGCCGGAGGCAGCUGGCCGCUUCUCGUCGAGUUCGAGCAGGCGGCGGUACACAACUACGACUUCGAGAGCUACCACCGGACCAACCCAUUCGUGGCGCGCCGGUACUCGUUCGGCGAGGCCUCUCGGGUGGUGGAGAGCCUGGCGCAGGACUAUGGCAAGUGGCAGAACACCGAGUGCCGCCAGAUGCGGCAGGAACUGGAGGAGCUGGACCCGGACGGCUCGGGGCGCGUGCCACUCCGGGCCUUCUACUCGCAGCCAGAGACGGCGGACUACCAGUUCCACGAGUCCGUCGACUACCUCCGGCAGAUCGGCGCGCUGGAUGAGGCCACGAGCAGCGUGCGCAUCGCCAACUACAUGGUGGGGCCCUCCAACUGCAUCGCCAAGUCGACGUACUACUCGGUGUGCUGCCUGAGCGACUGCGAGGGCCUGCUGAACGAGCUGGAGGGCAAGAUCCAGGCCCCCGCGGCCACCCCGGGCCGCAUCAUGUCGGAGGUCCGCAACCUCACCGCGUCCCCAGACAUGCGCCUGCCCCCCGACGCCGCCGAGGCGAGGCUGCGCGACAUCGCGGGCCGCAACGGCGGGGAGGUGCCCCUGCACGGCCGGCUCUUCGCCGAGUUCCUCCACAACGCCUUCCCCGCCGAUUGCCCGUACCCGCACGUGGCCGAGGAUGCGUCGGCCUUCGCUCCGGGUCGCUGGUCCUCUGGGAGGGCCACGGCGUCCGAGGAGGAGCGCAGGCAGCACGUCGAUGCCGCGCCGGGCGACUGGGAGCGGGGGGAGCUGGGGGCGGCCACCACUACCUGGAGCGAGGAGGAGGUGCUGCCGGUGCUGGAGGCCCCGAGGCGCGCCCGCGGCGCCUGGAGCGGCGCCGCGCGCUCCGUGGCGCAGGCGGCGGCGGCCCUGGCGGUGCUGCGCAUCGCCCUGUCCGGGUGGCGCGCCGCGCGGGGGGCGGCGAGCGGCGCGGGGAAGGACAAGGGCCUCGUCCUGCCUCUGCGCGUCUGAGCUCCGUGGAGCCCCUGGGCGCGGGGGGCCCCCCGGGACCUGGCGCUUUCGGGCGCCGCCGUCGUCAUCGCUCGCAGCCCAGCUCAGCCUCGGCGUUCUCCGAGCUCGUCGUCGAGGGCGCGAGCAAUGUCGCGAAGUAAAGGUCCUCGUCAUGUCUUCCACUACAUACCUUCGUUCCCCCUUCGUCUGGAGAUUGUUCCCC
Prorocentrum cordatum is the source of this 2098-nucleotide messenger RNA. The record is from the annotation of a GenBank genome assembly. NCBI's taxonomy places the organism in Eukaryota, Dinophyceae, Prorocentrales, Prorocentraceae.